AUGUCAUCACCCACGCCCACAGACCCCAGCGACAUCGUGAAGAUACAUCGCACAACCGAAGAGGACUGGAUCAUCACCGCUGCGCCCGUCCCCCAAUCUCCAAAUCUUCCAGUCUAUCUCACCCAUCUUCUCUAGGACUGCUCUUAUUCAACUUGACCUGACAUACCGGUCGGUCAAAGGACGACUUUCGUAUGAUGUACUCGCGCUGCAUCGUACCGUGCUUUACCGAUCUUCUCAAACGUACGUCGUUUCUCUUGCUUAACGCCAGGCUACUAAUCUGAUCAUAUCUUCUGUGCUUACAGUGCAUGUAUAGGAGAACAUGUUCCAAAUCACAGCCUGUCUUCUUGUGUUCACAUACACUGGUGAGUAUAGUCGUUGUUUUGUGUUUCGAGUACUACAGUAUCAGUCUGUUACCAGACUUUGAUCUCUCCGUCGAGUAGUACAGAAUGAUCUCGUCAUCCGGAAGGUGCGAAGGUGCCGCUUGUUUUGCGAGAUAUCUCUCCUGUGAUGUCUGCUAUUGUAUUUUUACUGUCCCUACCUAUGUAAAUGCCAAAUACAUUGUUUUG
Stereum hirsutum FP-91666 SS1 is the source of this 566-nucleotide messenger RNA. RefSeq lists its product as uncharacterized. Lineage: Eukaryota; Fungi; Basidiomycota; Agaricomycetes; Russulales; Stereaceae. The record is from RefSeq and is a predicted model, not a curated record. The transcript is spliced from 3 exons. The annotation marks the transcript as partial.